Molecule: messenger RNA, 1758 nt
Organism: Cylindrotheca closterium
Lineage: Eukaryota; Bacillariophyta; Bacillariophyceae; Bacillariales; Bacillariaceae
Source: the annotation of a GenBank genome assembly
AUGGGACCACCAACUGGCAAGGUGCUCGUCUUUGAUAACAAGGAACAAAGCAACGACAAGCGCAACAGUGACAAUGCCAUGCUAGACGACGAUACCUAUGCUGACGAUUACUCGGUGACCAACAACUCGGAGGAAGACGAUGAUAAUGACGCUGCUAACAAAGAAGCUGACGAAGAGUUUCGUCGUGCCCAAGAAAUGGCGCUGGCGGUUGCCGCUUUAGCUCCCAAGGCACCCACCAAUUGGACGGCCAAGGGACGGUUGGGCCGCAGCUUGAAGGGUCGCCGCGGGCGUAGGGGUCAUCGAAAAGCAGCGGAAGAAAUCAAAUUGGCCGUGGCCGAUGUCAUUUGUGCUUCCACCAAUAGCAACAUGAUGCAAGGAGGUAGAAAGAAGAAGGGACACAAUAAGAAACGUUCCAAACCGUCUUCCAAAGAAGAAGCAGAACCUGUAGAAUUCAACGUCUUGAGGCAUUUGUUGGGAAAACAUGUCGAAGACUAUCUGGUAGACAAUGAGUACUACUUGGAAUUGGAAGGCAAGGUGUUGCAUGGGUGGGAUCUGGUCUCGUGUGUGGCAGUUAUACAUUUUGUGCUGUUCUACUUUUUGUGCGGCGUCCCCUAUGCUACCUUGGACGAGUUUGACAGUUUGGAUGCUAAUAGCAACUUUAUUCGGGCUGUGUUCAUUAUUGACAUGGCAUUUGUCUUUUGUCUUUCCAACAACCGUCGUUAUACUCGAGUCGUCUCAGAUGCGAGCAAACUUGGCAAGACAGCUGGCACUACUGCUACGACUACCAAGACUUCCUCCAAGAAGAACAAGGGAAUCAAAUCUAUCAACACCACAGAGUCGUCGCAAAAGAACAGGGUUCCCAGUUCGGAAACUUCUGUAGACGCUCUCUCCACGGAAACUUCCCAAAGUAUCGAACAACUCUUGCCACUCGAACCCGAAUCCAGAAUCAAAUUGGAAUGGCUCGACAAUAUUUCCUUUCAAGAGCCUCAUUUGAUGGAACUCGAGCAGCUUCAACCGACUUCCACACUUGCGGAACGCCGACGAUUCCUAAAGGCCCGUAAGCACGUGGUCAAGGCAGCAUCUGCCCAAUUGGGAGAAUACUUGGAAUGGAGGACCACCAAUAGGAUAGACCAAUUCUUUCCUGCCAAUUCCUUUACGACGGACGAGGAAGAUUGGAAGCAUGCGGCUCGGGGUGCCAUGGAAUUGAAAAACACCAGUGGAAAGGCCCAAGUAUUGCCGCCACUCCCAAGAAUUGUCAGUGUGUUUGAAGAUCACUUGGCGGAAGUCGUCCUUUGCAAACAGGGCGCUCGGAUUGUUCAUGUCUUGCCCUGUCUACUCGAAUCCUCCUUGGCGUCCAAUGCGACCUAUGCCUUGGCAGUGGCCAUGUAUUUAGACCGCAAAUUGGAUCGAUCUUGUACGGAAAAGGUGACGGUUGUCAUUGAUAUUCGAGCUGGACAAGGAUGGUCCAAUCCAUCGUCCGUGUCGAUUGUCCCCUUUAUCAAACUGGUGGUGGGCCUCUUGAAUACCUACUUCCCCGAACGUCUCUCGAGGUGCAUCUUGUACCCACUCCCCUUUACGGCCACCUUGUUGUUCAACAAGGCCAAGGAUUAUUUGGAUCCAGAUACGGCCGCCAAGAUUCAAGUAUGCUCGGGAGCUGGAUCGGUCCAAUCGCCAGUCCCCGAAAAGGUCUGUGAAUUCAUUGGCCCCAAGGCAAUCGAAUGCAUGGAAGAUAGGAGACGAGGACUCUUUCGACAAUAG